Molecule: messenger RNA, 8598 nt
Organism: Porites evermanni
Lineage: Eukaryota; Metazoa; Cnidaria; Anthozoa; Scleractinia; Poritidae
Source: the annotation of a GenBank genome assembly
CUUGAGAAACGUUACGCAAAUUUUCAAUGCAUAGCCAUGAGUAGCGACAAAAAAGACAGCUCUCUUUCCCAGUCAAAUAACACAUCCGGGUCCUAUAAGACGCUGAGCUUCAGUGCAAAGGAGGACGUUCCGCCAAUUAUACUUGGAGUAUUGAUUGUUCUUGUCAAUGGACUGGUGUUAAUCCUGGUAUUAAAGAAAAAACACUUGAGAACCAUUACAAACCUGUUGCUAUGUAGCCUGGCCCUUUCUGACCUUCUGACAGGAUUGGCGAGCACACCGCUGUUCAUGACGUGCAGUAUUUUACACCAAUCAGGGCUUUGCAUUUCUGCCGACCAGAUGCUUCGGUUUACCUCUGUUUCAACUGUCUGUCACCUUUUGGUUAUCAGUGUGGACAGGUAAAAAACAUUGUCAUUAAAACUCAAAGUUCUAAAGGUCUUUACGUCACAGAUAAGUGCCUACAGACAAUGAUAUGCGCUUACGCAGUAACGAAAAAGCUGUUGUGCUGUAGACUUUCCUCUGCGCAUGUGCGGUUUGAUCUUUCCCUCCGAGCAACAAGAUGGCAGCUCUGCAUUUACCUAAUAAAUUACCAAACAAAACAAGCUUACCGAAGGGAGACGAUGAAACAAGAAUUGCAUCAGCUAACAAAAUAUCUUGAUUUGCCACAAAUGAAUUAUUUGAGUUACCCGCCAGUUACAAAUCACAAUAUAUUGGGCCCAGCCAUGUCCAACAAUAGAGGAGUUCACGCUCACAGUUGCAUCAUGGGUAAUCUGGGCAAGAUGGCGAGAAAUUAGAAGAUUUGUAUUAGAAUUUAAAGCCAGCUAAUUCUUCCUGAAUUCAUAUACUUGAUGCUUUCUCGUUCAAAAGAGUAACUAACGAGAUCAGACAAACAGUACACUAAAUCUGGAGUGCAAAGAAGUCUGUGAUCAGUUUUUAGAAACCUCAGUUUUUCCAUACAUCUUUAGGUAAUUUUGAUGCUGUCGCAUUACAGACAAUGUUUGGGAAAACCAAGGUUUUCUAAAAACUGAACACGGACUUCUUUGCACUUUAGAUUUAGUGUAUUGUUUCUUUGGACCCGUAAGUUACUUUUUUCAAAGAGAAAGCAUCAAAUAUAUGAACUCAGGAAGAAAUAUCUGGCUUUAAAUUCUAUUACAAAUCUUCUAAUUUCCCGCCCUCUUGCCCUGAUUACCCUUGAUGCAACUAUGAGCGUAAACUCCACUAUUACGAAUUUGUCUUGAGCCGUAAUUCCGCCUGUGAAAUGAUGGAGUGGAAUUCCACGUUUGACACUCCGGAUUCCAUGUAGUGUAUACCGGUUUUUUUUUCAGUGGAACCUGAAAACCGAAUUCCAAUCCAGUUAGUGUGUUUCCGGAUUCCUUGAGUUGUCUUCCGGAUUCUAAAGCCCAGGAUUUUGGAUUCCACAACAAAAAACUCCCAGAUUCCGGAAACAGGAUUUCCCAUACGUGCAGCGAAUUAGUGAGUCAAUUUUCAAGCAGUUUUUUUCUUUUACUUCCCAAAGGUCAUGAGUGUCUCUGGCAUCAAGUUCCUGUUCUCUUUUACGUUGUCAUAUGAUUGUCUUUCAGAAAUUGAUUUAUCAUUUUCUUUAUCCUCAGAUAUCUGGCUAUAAUACACUCUUUACGUUACAAGUCAAUUGUAACGCUCCUCAGAUGCCUUUCUGUUGUGUUAUUCAUCUGGAUUCUGUCAGCUAUAAUAGCCUUGAUUCAACUCAGCUGGAUCGAUCCAGGUAGCCACAACGUCUACGAAGAGGCAACAGCCGAACUAAUUCGAAAGGAGAUCAUCUACGACGCAGUAUCUCUUGUAAUAUUUUUCUUUGCACCACUCAUGUGUAUGGCUUUUGUUUACUCAAAAAUCUUCUUUGAAGUUUCGCGGCAGAUUAAUAACAUACGAAGGGAGAGCUACCCUGGUUGGCAAAAAGUAGAAGAAAUGAAAAACGCGGAAAGAAAAGUUAUCAGCAUUUUCGCCGUCAUGUUAAUGGUCUACACAGUCUGCUGGUUACCUUACUUCAUACUUCGGUUUAUAUUUAAUGACGGAGAUCUACAUCCCCUUGUGGCACACAUCUCAACCUGGCUUCGCUUUCUGACUUCGUUUCUUAAUCCUUGUUUAUACAUUUUAGGUAAGAAAGACUUUCGGAAAGCCUUAAGCCGGAGAAGAUCAAGAGACAAACGAUGUCAAAUCUUUUUAGCGGAUCCUUUAGAGCGCUCAGGCUGAUCUUAAUGUCAUAAAACUAAAACUGCCUCUGAGUUUUUGCUUCUUUUAGUUAACACAAACACUCUCUCGCAGGGGAGAAGGAAAGGAAUGGAUGCCAUUCCCUCAGGAAGUUUUUUUCCCCUUUCUUUCUUUCUUUUUUUUUUUUCUAAACGGAUUGAUCCAGAAUCUGACUUCGCCUGACGGUGCAGCCUCAGAGUUUGAAACAAUAUACCGUACGCCCACUUCCAAAUAAACGCCUCUAUCUUAAACGCCCACUGUGAGAAUAUCCAAAUACUAGGAAUUAGCAAAAAGGAGCAAAAUUAUUCAAUUCAUUCGAGGCAUUCUGACAUCGAUGCUGGGAUUUAAAAGAGUGAUAUGGAUCUCUAGACGCCGGCUUAGACGUAUCAAUUGAUGGAGUGGAUAUUCCGCUAUUUUUAAACUCUCUCUAUUUUUUUGCCGAAAGCAUAUUUUAGUUUUGUUGAGCUUGUUACAGUGAAUUAACAAUUAAUGAAUGAGGCCGCAGUAUCUUAUAAAGAAUUAUGGAGAUCGAGGAGGUUGUUAUCCGUCGAGGCCGUAGGCCGGGGCGGAUAACACCCUCUGAGAUCUCCAUAAUUCUUCGUAUGAUGCGAAAACCGAAUUCAAUAUAUAAUUGUUAUUCAUUCAAAAUAGUUCCUAGUUAAAAACAUAGCUAAAACAUGCUUGCCUCUUCUCCAAAUAGCCAGAUGUCGCCCCUCGAGUUGUCUUCUUGCUGUUCUUGCCAUGUUUUUAGCUAUUAUUUCGCCCAGUUGUUACUCUUGAAAAUACUGAAAUGUCUGCCAUUUUUGUUUUCACAACCAAAACGACUUAACCUCGUCCCCAGGAACUAAAAAAAUCAAAAUUAUCACCAAGGCAGUUGAAAGACAUGAUUAAAUGAAAGAAUAAUAAACACCUUAAGCUCUCGUAAUCAAUCAGAACCUGAUUGAUGAUCUGAUUGAUGAUGGUCUUCUUAACUUAAAAAAAUGUAGAGAUACUCACACUCAGUAGUCCUCAAAUAACCACAAACUUUUUGUCAGAUGAACUGGAAUGAAUGCUGUAUAUUGAGUGCUUGAUUCAGCUUGGCCAUUUUUACAGAAGUUUUUAUUACUGUUCAUAAGAAAAGAAUUUAACCACAUAAGUUAGGUAGUUUUUAUAGUCAUGUAGGUGACUGAAAAAAGUAGCUAUUUUGUUUUGCAAAAAGUUGGAAAACAAAAUCUGAAAUAAAGCACAGAGGUGCUCGUCACUGAAGCUAAAAAGGAAAAGAAAACUCCUCAUCUGUAGCAAAUACUGUAUUGUUAUUAGUAGAUGGAACUGUGUUUAAGGAUUAAGUUUUAAUACCACAUGAGGGCAGCUCAUAUAACCCUUUUCUUAAUAUUAACCUAGCUAGGAAUUCACUUUCUCACUCCAGUACCUAAAAAAUCAAUCAUUUCAGAAACUAUUUGACAAAAACUAAGCUUACAAAAAAUAUAAGUAUGAUCACUUACCGGAAGGUUUGCAUGAUCCAACUGAAAAAAUGGCCUGUCAUUUGAACUGCAUUGUCACUGUGGUGUAUUCAAAACAUCGAAUUAGUUUAUAAUCAGUGGAUUAUUAAAAAUGUAGAUUUGUUGGGGAACAAGUACUCCUCAACAUAGGGCGCUUUCCAGAACUCAGAACAGCCGGAAUGCUUUGUCUUCGAUAUCACGCCUCAGCUCGCUCCGAGAUCGAGCUAUGAAAUUAAAACACCAAAAGAUGCUCCAUAAGACAUAGGACGGUAAAUACAGAAAAGGAUUUGCGAUCAAUCCUGAUUAGCGCUUAUAAUUAUUUAUAAUCAUCAGUGAAUUCAUAAACCUUAAACUGAUAGUGUUCUUUGCAAGAUUUUUGCCGCAGUAUUGUUUAAAACAAUUAACAGCUCAACUUCAAAUGAACGUACGAAAAAUAAAAUUAAGAAAAACGGUGGUCAUAGUAAAAACUCAAAAGCAUUGAUAAUAUCACUGCAGAUGCAUCAAUUCCCUUUUUAAAAAAAUAGCGAACGCUAUGUAAAGGCCUUAGCUUAAAUUUUAUUUAUCAAGCAUCAACCUGUUUAGUAUAUUAAGAAGAAGGGCUAGCUAAAAUGUAGUUCGUUUCUGUAACCACACUUAGCUUAUCGACAUCUUUCCACAAAAAGGGUAAAAAAUAAAUAAAAAGCCAAACCCCAUUUAUCAAGGGAAAGGACAGCACUUACCUUUUCGAUUAUUUUACUGAAUAAAAACUUCAUCGAAGAAAAGGAUUACAAAUCGAUGUGCGGAAAAAAAGACUCUUGUAUUUGUUAUUGUUCUCUGUUCAGCCUUUUCACGUCAUCUUUAGAGUUUGGCAGACGCGUUUAGAAAUUCGCGCCAAAACCGUCAAAGCACGGGUACUAGGGUGCUAGGAUCCAGUCUUUCAUCGUCCCGUUCGAGUGCGGCCAUAUUGGAAUGAACGGUUUUUGAACGUGCGGAUUGACCUUUCAGAUCUUUUCCAUACGCUGAUUUUUCCACCGGUUAAAUUAAUGAAUGUGUGAGGGACAAGCAUGAAAUCAGAACUGAGGUCGAAGCAAAACUGCUUCCUACAUUGCUUUGAGUUCGCAAGUGAAGUCAUCAGUGCAGUGACCCAGUUUAUCUAUGGUUGGCCAUCCGUUUCAAAAUUAUGACAUCGUGUACGUGGGCUUUUUUGCCGCGUAUAAUCGUUUAUAAUCGCUAUGUAUGGGCUUUUAUCCCAUAUACAACCAUUUAUAUCGCGUAUAUACGCGUAUUUAAUACGCGUAUAUGUGCAAAAUCAAAUGCACGUCUAUACGCGUUGCUAAAAACCCGUAUAUAUGCGUACCUGUCAAAGCCCACGUAUACGCGUGCAAAAAUGUGCAUAUACGCGGGGUUCAGAAAUCAGACUUGGUAUAAGAUGGCACGAAAAGUGCCUCUAACGGAAUAGGUUUCAUGUAUCGUGGCAAUGAAAAGUGCCUUUCGCAAUGCAAACAUGGCUUCCUCUCUAGCUCUUGUAGUGAUAUGUAUCUUGUCAACUAGUUCUUACAGUUCUCCCACAACGGAUCUUCUGGAGACGGUUUCUCGUCUAUUAAGGGAUUGCUCCAGGUUUUAUCCACACGCCGAUCGAAACAUGGCUAAAAACUUGGUAGUCCGCCUUCAGGUAGCUGUCGAUUCAGUUCGUCGUUUGGUAGAGUCGUUGGACCCAGACGAUCAAGGAAAUGAUGUCAGAAUACCAGAGCUUGAAUCACUGUUGAGGCAACUUCAAUACUUAUUAAACAGAUGGGAGAUGCUGGCGAUAAGAGCAAGUUCUUGCACGACAGUUCGCCCCAUAAGAUCCGUUGUGGGAGAACUGUAAGAACUAGUUGACAAGAUACAUAUCACUACAAGAGCUAGCAUAGAGCAUACAUAGCGAUUAUAAACGAUUAUACGCGGCAAAAAAGCCCACGUACACGAUGUCAUAAUUUUGAAACGGAUGGCCAACCAUAUUUAUCGCUAUUUUUGCCUGUUGUACAGUAGCAAAAGCUCAAUGCCGAAUGGAAGAAAAAAAGCACGUUAAGGUGAGUACUUACGGCUUUAUUUUUGGUAAUUUUAAUUACCCUACACAAUUUUCCUUGCUUUCGUUGGUUUAAGCUUUAAUGCUUGCACGAAUGCAUGCAAGGUAGCUCCCACUGUAAGUAGAAAGUUCCUCUCAGAUAGGCGCCUGCUGGCCAGUCAAGGUUUUCCAAUUAGUAUUUCUUAUCUUCGGAAUUGCUUCUACGGGUCAAAGAAUAUAGAAUGUGAACAACCAAAAGAACCUUGAGCGGAUAUUUAUUGCCGCUACAUAACUUCCAUAUCUGAGAGCUUUUCCUGUAUGAGUUUAGCACAAUUUCAAAUUUAAUAAAUUCUUGCCAUUCUUGACCCAGUUCUUCAGUUGGGAUGGACACACUUGCUUUAGUAUGAUGCUUAUGAUAGGGUCAUCUCCUGAAUGAAUUUACUCUCACAGCGGGGCUGGAGAUUUAGUCACUAGAAAUAGGGAAAACAGAUACAUGUAUUAUGUUAAUGUCUCCUUUCAAGUUUUUUUCACCACCGAAUUUGAACUUUUACAGUGAGUUUUUUUUCCUCUAACCAAGAUGCUUCCUUCUUUUAAGUUGUUAGUCGAUUCUUUAAGUUGUUACUCUUGUGGUCAAAAACCCUCCUUUCUUUCUUUAAGUGAAAAUCAUUUACAAAUAGACAACCUCACUUUGAUAAAUUGAAUAAUGUUGGACAAAUUAGUUAGUCUUUUUCUUAUCACCUUUGUUUUUCUAAUAGUGAAAGUUACUAUGGAGUUUCAUAUCGUCCAUUUGAAUUUAGUUUGGAGUCACUAGCUGUUUUACGUAGUGUUAUGCAGAUCGAGCACACUUGAAAGCUGCAUAAAUUAUUCUUACUAAUGACCGUCACUCAAAAUAUUCACUCAAAAUUGUUUCCAAGGUAAAACCUAAAAAUAUAUAAAAUAUGCAAGUUGCUGCUUUCAUGUUCAUAAUACGAUAUAUUUUUGUGUUCUUUGGCAGUUUCAAAACAUAAAAGGAUGUUAAGUCUAGAUUACAGAAUGAUAUUCUUAAAAUAGCAGUUCAUACCUAUUUGUUUUAGGCAGUAGUUUGCUUAUUUGUUCUACAUAAGAGUUGAGACUGAAUCUCCACCAUUUUCAAUAUCUCUACCAAAGCAGUUGAACUAUCAUGCUCCUGCUGUCCCUUUUUCUCAAUUAUUAGUACAAUAGUGGUUUCAACUGUUCUGAUAUUGGCAUGUAUGGCUUGCUAAACUGGUCAAUGGUAGCUGGUUAUGAAGAAUUACCCAGGGGAGUUUUAGCUCAGUAGAAACAAAACAAUAGUAUGAAUGAACAAUUAAACAUAGAUAUUAACAACAUUUCGGAGCUCUAUUAUUUUUGCUAGCUUGGUUUAAACCUUUUUUAACUGCUUGACCAAAACUAUCCUUUCAAUGAUCACAAAUACAAACUAAUUAAUACGUCAUUUCAUGUCAUGUAUCAUCGAAAUUGACCUCCCUAGUAAAAGGUAUAUAUUUAUUGUAAUGACCACCGAUAUCGCCACCGGCCUGCCGGUUAGCAUGGCUGCAAACCAAAAAGUUUAGAUUGAACUAUUGAUAGAAUUCGAGAGACUGAAUCAUAAAACUUACUUAAUAUACAUUUAAUAUUGUUUAUGUUUACUUUAUUACGAGAGUCACGCUUGCUCCCCUUUGAGUUAAUUAUUGUUGAUUCACUGACUGUUAAAUGUAACAGGAUAGCUUAAAUUAGGCUCUUGGAGUUAAGAGAUCUAUGCGGAGUUCAUCUUUUGUUGGAGUAGCCUUUCAUCUGUUGGAGUAGCCUUUUCUUUUCACUUUAUCAUUUCUUUUACGCAUCGCUAGGAGUUGGACAGCAUAAGUGAUUGUGAUUUCAAUGUUUUAUUCCUGUCAGUUUUCGAAUUCAAGCUGUAUUUUUAUUGUAGUCUUUCAUCUUGUUGUAGUUUUUUCACCACGUGCCAUAAAAGUCAAUGUAAUGAAUCUACGAAUAAAGAGUCAAGUUAAUUCUACGAUUGUGGCACUGAGGUAGUACUGGCGUCUCUUGAACAAUCCACUACAUCGUAUUCGGGAUCGCAACAUACUUUGGGGUGGGGGGUGUAGUUUGAGCAAGAAUUUUUUAUAAGCUCGUUGAAGGCAUAAUUUGUCUGAAAUCCCUAUUCCCUAUAUCAGAUUGACUUAAAGGAAAUUGCUACUAUAGUCAAACCUCCACUAAUGACCACCUUUUUUCAUAGCAGUGGUGGCCCAAUAUUUUGUUUGUUGUCUGCUUUUCAAUAUUUCUUUUCAAGGUGUUGCUUGUCAAGAUGCUAGAAAAACCAUUUUAUAUAGCCAAACAUGUUCUACUCCCCAAAAAUGGUGUCUCACAAGUCAGUCCAUCUCCCCCGCAAUAUUGCAUGGCCAUGUCUCUACAAUGGCCACCAAAGUAAAUUUAGCAUACUAUUGAUAGUUGGUACGUUUUCUAACUGAUUAUUAAUAGUAACCAUUUAACACGUGUGUGUAGCAUUAGCAAAGUACUGGCUAAUUAAUCUGUUUUCUUGUUAAAGUUUGGAUGGGUAAAAAAUAAGACACUGAUUAGAAUAAAACUGCCCAUUGCAAGUAAACUCAAGCCCAUUGCAGGUAAACUCAAGAAGGUACUCUGCAUGGAUAGUACAAUAAAGCUUACGUGCAAGAGAUUGCUACCAAAAUGAAAAAUUUCCCCUGCUUUCAAAUAGCUGUAAAACAAGACAUCACAUCUGUCUAUUAAAUAUGUAAGGAUUUGAAAAUAAUUCAAUGUUUUUUUUUUUCAGCUUAUUGUGAUAUCAUGAUGGCGACCACAUAUAGAAAACUCUUGGCAUAUCUCCUGUUGAAACCUCCCAUAACUGACAAUGAAACUACAAAAAUCUGA